UGGGUGUCGCCAUGGUCGGUGGUUGAUUGGAGUUUAAGUCGUGAUUGUGUGGAUUUGUGGGUUAAUGCUCUUUAAAGUCAUCAGUGGGAAAAGAUGUGACGGUUUGAUGAUUCGGAAGGACUCAUGGUUGGAGAGAAACAGCGGAGGAUCUGAGAUCGAUGGUGAACUUAAGCAUGUUUUAAGUUCUCUAACCGCCACUGUUCCAAAGCGGGUGUCAAUGGUCAAUAGCAAGUGACAGGUAGAAAUUAUAUUGAAGUG
Eremomyces bilateralis CBS 781.70 is the source of this 258-nucleotide messenger RNA. RefSeq lists its product as uncharacterized. Bases 65 to 235 code for a protein of 56 amino acids. The transcript has a single exon. Lineage: Eukaryota; Fungi; Ascomycota; Dothideomycetes; Eremomycetales; Eremomycetaceae. The record is from RefSeq and is a predicted model, not a curated record.